Molecule: messenger RNA, 1089 nt
Organism: Sycon ciliatum
Lineage: Eukaryota; Metazoa; Porifera; Calcarea; Leucosolenida; Sycettidae
Exons: 6
Coding region: 112-1089 (325 amino acids)
Source: RefSeq, a predicted model, not a curated record
UUACUAAUUGCUGGUUUUGGUGGCAGGCCGAGGGCCCAGUUGUGUUGUCCUUCACGCCGGGAGGGAGGGUUCCGUGCCCGGCCUGGCAAUUUUCGUUCCUGACCUCUGAGGAUGGCGGAGUGUGUUCAGGCCUUCCAGUCUCAGCUGUUGGUUGCGUUCCUUCUACUACAUGCGAUAGUGAAAAUCGAAACAGCCGAUGUAAGCUGUGAAACCAGUCCUCACCAUUGCUCGUCAAACAGCCGGUGUUUGGCGAAAACUGAUGGUCUCACCUGCAAGUGUGAACAUGGUUUCUCUGGACCAACAUGCACAAGUUGGCAUGGCAACUCUGACCAAUGCCAGGGUAACGAGUACAUUGUGGUGUUGCCGGACUACUCGGUGUACGCCGAGAAGAGAACGGCGGUGCAGGCAACAGUGGAAUGCUCCGCUUACGGACUCUACUUGCCGCCGAGCAAAAGUGUGUGUCUCCUCUCCGCACUUGCUGUCUUCGCUCGAAAAGGCAAUCAUGAAAGUUUCUUCAUGAACAAUGGCAGGACUCUGGUUGACUAUCAAGGUGAAACCAGCAUACCUGGUCCACUAGACAAAGGACGGUUUGUCUGUUCUGCUGACGUCUCCAGAAAAAAAAUUGUCUCUGCCACCUGCAAUGCUGUGUUGUACUAUGUUCCCAGAAUGGCCUCUUCAACUUUGCCAUCUGCCACACAAUGGACCACUGCUGAUACAGCUUGCCAAGGUGGUCUUGUUGUGGCUUCCGAGUUGUCACCGUGUGGUAUUUCGUUUGCGAAAAAAGUGAACACUUUGUUUGGAGUGGAUGCAUCUGAGAUCUGGUCAUCUCAGCGGGAUGUGUCCAUCAAUCUCACAUCUCCUGCUGGACAGACACCAACUACACAAAGCUACACUGCAUCUGACGUUACUUUCCUACCACUGUGUGAAGAAGCUUGGUGUAAACAACCCACACUUCUAAAUGGGCAGGCAACAGUCACUUCUCGGAUAGCACAAUUCAAGUGCAACACUGGGUUUAGAUUGGUUGGCUUGCCAUUUUCGGUGUGUGCCAAUCAGACAUGGAUGUUCAAGAGAGCAUGUAUCCGUGAGUAG